CCCGUCCCUCGCCUUGCGCGUCGCCCGCAUGGAACCUGCGAAUCGCCGUCGGUCGUCGAGCGCGCAUUUGCACAGCAUAUCGGGCCAACGCACCGCGGAAACGCGCAAGCAGCCUGCCAAGAUGAACACUGUCAACAAUGCCUCGUCUGUCUUCGCAGAAUUGCGUGUCGUACCCUCGCAGAAACCUGGAGAUGAAGAUACCCCACCGACGCCGCCACAAUCCGUCCACAUGGUUCCCCCAGGGUCACUCGUUGAUACCAGCAAAAGCAUGGACGACACAAUGGUGUGGUCGACAUGCACACCAACGGAAGUUCCGCACCAGCAACCAGCCGUCAUUGAAAGCACGGAACAAAACAUCCUGUCCCGCAUCUCGACCCUGUCCAUCCUUCGGGACCAAGGUUUCAUCGAUGAAGAAGAGUUCAUUCGACGAAAAAAAGCCAUCAUUGACGAGCUCCACGCCCCAUCGUCGUCGUCUGCUUCGUCGUGCAGACCAUUCUUCCACAAUGCAACGGGCAUGCCCCUGAUUAUUCCCCAUGCGCCAAACUUUGAAAGUUUCGAUGCAGAGGAGGCAAUCCGGCAUACAUUCAACUACGAAACUCGGCGAUGGGAAACGUCAAAGGUCUGUGUCAUCUUGGACGAAACACCAUUCGCCAAGGGCAGUCUCCGCCUCGUAUAUCACAUGCAUCUAGCUGACGGAGAGUCCAUCGACAAGUCGUCGCCGACGUCGCAUGUCGCGAAACUCGCGAUCGAUCCAGACGAAGAUCCUCAAACGUACUUUCGCGACAUUGAAUUGCAGGCGCAUUGCGGCCACUAUGCCGACUUGUACAAUGCGCACGCACCGCCAAAGCGCGUCCAGUUCAUCCAGGCGUGGGUCGUCGAACUCACAAAGCGCCACGGCGCACUCUGUGCGGUCGAGCGCUACAUUCCUGGGGACUACCGUAAACACAACAACAACUUUGGCAGCGUCAGCGAGGAGGACCGAAACACACCGCAAGCGUUUUCACACUUCACGUACGAAGCGUCGCAUCACGAGCUGCUUGCAGUUGACAUCCAAGGCGUCGGCGACAUGUACACGGACCCGCAGAUUCAUACACUGAACCGAGGGGAUUUCGGCAAAGGCAAUCUCGGCGUCCUCGGGUUUAAGAAAUUUCUGGCCACCCAUCGAUGCAACCCGAUCUGCGCCUACUUGAAGCUGCCCCCCGUCAACCCCAAGGUGAACGCAGAAGUUGGGACGGUUCCAGUCCAGCGAGUCAUGGCCCUCGACAAGAUUCACGAUGCCCCGUUUGAGUCAAAGCACUAUUACGAACAAGCGCCGCUGCUCCAAAAGUACGUCGCGCAAUGUCGAGAAGAUGAAGCGCGACAGACGUCGAGGAGGGCCGACGAUCAGCGAGGGUGUCUCACGUGUCAAUGUAGUAUUCAAUGACGCGAUCGUGCCAUGGGUCUGCUCAUCUAAUCGGAGUGAGGCGACGAUGGCGUCACAAGGCGCUGCAUGUGUUGGUCCAAGGUGGAGGCAAACACAUCGAUGGAAAAGAGGUCCAUCGCGCGGCGCACGCCUGCUUCGCCCAUUGCCUUUGCCUUGGCAGCGUCCGUGGCGAGCACUUGCAUGGCGUGGCCAAACGCGACGGGCUCUUGGUCACAGAGGAACCCCGUGACGUCGUGGGCGACAGACUCGAGUGGCCCGCCCGUGUUGACUGCGACGACAGGCGUUCCCGAUGCCAUGGCUUCCACGGGCACAAUGCCAAAGUGCUCAAAAGACGGCGUGUAUAAGAUUGCACGGGCUGUCAAUAGCAACGCAUGCUUUGUCGAGUCGGAAAUCGACCGCAGGAACGUGACUUUAUCCGUGAGUUUCUUGGUCGCGACGAGCUCAGCCAAUUCGUCGUAGUGCGCGACAUUUUCUGCGUUCAAAGGGUCGUACCUACACUUGGGGACGUGACAAACGAAAGGAAGGAAGGGGACGGACCCGCCGGCUAGGACAAGAUGGACGGUGGCAAACACAGCGGCCGACACCUGCGACUCUAGCCACGCAAGCGCUUCCACGGCAAGAGCGAUAUUCUUCUUGCGUUCAAAGCGAUUGAGGGAGACAAAGAGCGCGGGGAACUGGAGCGCGCGAUGAAGGUCCUUCUUGUCAGUGGUCGGGAUCGACGCGGGGCGAGCAAACGUCGAGAUGUCCACGGGGGGAUACAGGAUGCUCAAAUGCCGCGCAUCCAGCGAAGGAAACGCCCCUGCAAACACAGACGCCGUGUACUUGCUGUUCACGACCAUGGUGUCCGCAGCACCUACGUGAAAGGACAGUCAUAGAGACUUCCAGAAUAGAUUGGCAUAAUCGUACGGGUGGUGGCUUCCUCCAA
Molecule: messenger RNA, 2348 nt
Organism: Aphanomyces invadans
Lineage: Eukaryota; Oomycota; Saprolegniomycetes; Saprolegniales; Verrucalvaceae
Exons: 3
Coding region: 29-1423 (464 amino acids)
Biological process (GO): protein phosphorylation
Molecular function (GO): ATP binding; protein serine/threonine kinase activity
Source: RefSeq, a predicted model, not a curated record